Messenger RNA from Guillardia theta CCMP2712, 357 nucleotides. RefSeq lists its product as hypothetical. The record is from RefSeq and is a predicted model, not a curated record. NCBI's taxonomy places the organism in Eukaryota, Cryptophyceae, Pyrenomonadales, Geminigeraceae. Bases 1 to 357 code for a protein of 118 amino acids. The transcript is spliced from 4 exons.
AUGCGACUGCACAAGGACUUCUUUGCGAACGAGCGAAAUUACAUUCACUGGCUGCACAUGGGUGUUACCCUGGGGUCGGUGUCAUCCUUGAUCUCAGCUGUCAGUGGACGAGAUGCCCCGGGAGCGCAUCGAUCGUCCAUGCUUGUAGUUUCUACUGUUCUCGUGCUCUGCUCGAUUGUCUUCUCUCUCUAUGCAAUGUACACGUUCUUCUGGAGGAGGAGAAACAUUCGUUCCAUUGAGCCCGGAGCAUAUGCUGCGUAUGUCGACGAGCCUUACGGGCCGCUGGCGCUUUCUGGCGUGCUGCUGGUUACCCUGAUCACGAUCCUGUUCACUGCUUCGAUUCCCAUACAAUCAUGA